Lotus japonicus is the source of this 1161-nucleotide messenger RNA. RefSeq lists its product as uncharacterized. The coding region runs from base 171 to 905 and encodes 244 amino acids. The transcript has 4 exons. NCBI's taxonomy places the organism in Eukaryota, Viridiplantae, Streptophyta, Magnoliopsida, Fabales, Fabaceae. The record is from RefSeq and is a predicted model, not a curated record. Gene Ontology annotation, cellular component: cytoplasm; membrane.
UGAACAUUGAUAAAUGUAGAUGUACCGAGUUUCCGCGAAGAUAGCAAACCACUUUGACGUACCUCCAUUGCAUUUGCAUUGCAUCCACUUCACACCACCAUUUCUCUAACUCCAUCAAUCAAAUGGCUCCGGCAUGAGCCUUCUUCGCUUUCACCACCCUCUCACCAAACAUGGCACACCGUCUCUCUCUCGGUCUCUCCACACUCCGUACUCAUUCCCUCGCUAACCCACUUCGCCUACCACGUAUUCGACGAUAUUACCAUCGCAUCGAUAAAGCUCAUUCGCAUCGUAAAUCCUCGCACCCUUCUCUCUCACCCAAGCCCUAUCCCUCAUUUUCUUCUUCUUCUUCUUCCUCUCAUAAGCUUGGAUUCAUCGGUUGGUAUCUACGUAAGCUUGAAGCUCACCCUGUUCUAACCAAGAGCAUAACGACCUCGAUCAUUUUCGCCGCUUCUGACUUGACUUCACAGAUGAUUACAUUAGCCUCUUCGGCUUCUUUCGAUUUGAAAAGGACAUCCCGCAUGGCAAUUUAUGGAUUGCUAAUUUUAGGGCCAUCACAGCAUAUGUGGUUUAAUUUCCUGUCCAAAAUCUUACCAAAGACAGAUGUGCCAACAACCUUGAAGAAAAUCUUCUUGGGACAAGCUGUAUUCGGUCCAGUCAUCAAUUCCGUUUUCUUCUCUUAUAAUGGUGCAGUACAAGGUGAAAGUUGUGAUGAAAUUAUUGCUAGGUUGAAGCGAGAUUUACUUCCUACAUUAUUAGGUGGCGCUCUGUUUUGGCCUCCAUGUGAUUUUGUUACCUUCAAAUUCGUUCCAAUCCAUUUACAGCCACUGCUGAAUAGUUCCUGCGCUUAUGUGUGGACCAUCUAUUUAACAUAUAUGGCAAACCGAGCAAACUUGAGUUCUGCUUAGGCCCUGGUUUAUACACACGUAUAUCAUCAAGCAAUUUUUCAUUGCUUAACAUAUCUGGUAGCAAAGACGUGACUGGAUACGAAUUUUUUUGUAUUUUCAAGUUAAUAUAAGCUCAUUUGGAUACUGACCAAUGAGUACUUGUUGGAGCUUAUCUAGUCAAUUUUUAGUAGAGGUUCUCUAAUAAGUGUUCUUUGAUCUGUAUCUAAUCGGCUGAAUGUUUUGUAUCAAUAAGGUAAUUUUUUUUCACAAGGCUUCA